Molecule: messenger RNA, 1524 nt
Organism: Haemonchus placei
Lineage: Eukaryota; Metazoa; Nematoda; Chromadorea; Rhabditida; Trichostrongylidae
Source: the annotation of a GenBank genome assembly
AUGGAUUUAUAUGAAGAAUUAGCUGUUGCCAUAGUAUUCAUAGAAGUUACUGCUGUAGUUAUAUACGUAUUUCGAAAGCUGUUACAGGAACGUAAACGUAAAUCUAUCAAUGAUUCAAUAUCAGCCAAAAGUGGUCAUUACUGGACACGAGUCAAUUAUGUCGAUCGAGGAUUCUUCUGUGCCUCUUGUAAAACACAUUUGCUCUCUGGUUAUGAGUGUGAUUAUUGUACCCUCAAAGUAGAUGAGGUAGUUUGCUGUUUUUUCUUGAGAACUUUUCUAAACCACCCUCAUUUUUUUGCAUGCUCGAUGAUCCCAGGAAAUAUUGAUUCGGAUCAGUUCUGUUGUAUAUGUGAUGAACUGUGUGGUGGUGGUGUCAGCCUACAGGAUUACGCUUGUUGUUUGUUGAUACAUUCUCCCUGUAUGAAGAAGCUGUCAUUUAAUGUGUGUGAUUUUGGCCAGUAUGGUAAAUUCACUUUCCCUCCCAACAGCGUUACAACUAGAAAAGCUGGAAAAAAAUUGGUUGUUGACCGGCUAGAUUUACCCGAACAGAAAGACUUCAAGCCUAUAAUUGCAUUAGUGAAUACCGUUUGUGGCUCUUGUACUGGAAAAGUUGUGUAUAGAAGCUUCCUUCGUCAUCUUCAUCCAAGACAGGUUAUAGACGUACAGAAAGAAAAUGUGAAAGCUGCUCUACAAUGGAUCGAUGACUAUCCCGAGGUAAUUGAUGUAAGACUUGUUGUUGCUGGUGGAGAUGGAACAAUAUCGAAUGUGUUGGAAACACUCGAGCAGUUCAAUAGAAAACCACCGAUGGCUGUUCUACCACUUGGAACUGGAAAUGAUUUGUCGAGAGUACUGGGAUGGGGUAGUGGCACAGAUGGUGAUUUGAAUAUUCUAGAGUAUUUGAACGAUGUCUAUGCUGCGGACGUACAGAAGUUGGAUAGGUGGAAUGUGAUGAUAAAGUCGAAAAAUCAAUUUGGGAGACGUACUGUCAUUACUAAUAAGAAAAUGAGUAACUACGUAUCGAUUGGAGUAGAUGCCAGUGUCACAUUUGGUAUGCAAACUACAAGAAAGUCGAUUCCGAAAGUUCUGAGCAGCAGGCUUCUUAACAAAUUUCUUUUUUUCUCGUUCGGUACCAAGGAUGUGUUCACCCGAACCUGCAAAGGACUGCAUGAUAAUAUUUCACUUUAUUUAGACGACAAAUUAGUUGAACUACCAGGGAUCGAAGGUAUCGUAUUUCUCAACAUUCAAUGUUGGGGCGCUGGUGUACAGCCGUGGAAACACGCGGAUGAAGAAUUGCCACAGAAGAUAGAUGACGAGGUGUUUGAAGUAUUCGCAGUGACGUCUUCGUUUCACAUCGCUCAAAUGCAGGUCGGCCUGGCUUCACCGCUGUUCAUUGGGCAGGCGAAAAAAGCCGUGGUUGUGACGAAAAAUGGAUCAGUUCUUCCGAUGCAAUGGUACAUUUUCUUUCUUUAUGACAAAUACAUACUCAUACUCUUACGUUGGUUUUUUUUGGAGAAAUUCCUGUGA